Molecule: messenger RNA, 671 nt
Organism: Punica granatum (pomegranate)
Lineage: Eukaryota; Viridiplantae; Streptophyta; Magnoliopsida; Myrtales; Lythraceae
Source: RefSeq, a predicted model, not a curated record
AAACCAGGAUCGUUCUGACCGAUCGUGUCUAAACCCUCUCUCCGUCUCAGAUCUUGAAACUGCCGCUGCCCCUGCUCCGAUCACCGAGUCCACUCAGAGCUGAUAGAUCUUUAGAUCUUUCUUCGUUGGGGCGUCUGCUCGUAAUCCGAUUCUACGAGAAAUGGCUUUAGGUGGAACAGCUCCCCCAAGGGGAAGUGCCGCAGCUACUGCGAGCUUAAGGAGGAGGAGGACUUCGGGGACUGGAGCCUCAGGUGGUGCGACUGGGACCAUGCUCCAGUUCUACACCGAUGAUGCACCAGGACUGAAGAUCUCCCCAAAUGUUGUUCUUAUCAUGAGCAUCGGCUUCAUAGCUUUCGUUGCAGUCCUUCAUGUCAUGGGGAAGCUCUACUUUGUCCAACGAUAGAAGAUAUGGGGCAGCCAUCAAGCGUAACAGUCUAAUUACUGUGGGUUCCCCUGCAUGAUGGACCAGUGUUAGUUGUACUUUUGAUCAAAUUUCACUAAUGUUGUUGAGAGUUUGAGGCUGCAGUGCGAUGGAUAUAUCCGGUUUAAGUUUAAGCUCAUUAGACCGCAUGGCUUUAGGUAAUUCUUUAUGGCAUGCUCGAUACAACUGAGAAUGCAUUACGUCUCUUAUUCAGGAAACGACGUUAUAUGAAAGAUUAGUUUUAUGAAUA